ACUGGUCAGGUGCUGGGAGAUUCUAUGGGAAACUGGACAUCUGUUGGACAGGCCACCUCAGCAGAGCCCUCGAGUCCAGGCACAAGCAGCAGCUGGAUCUCUACAGAGAAAUAAUGGAGAAAACACCUUUUUAUUUUCAGUCCUUGGGGAUAUUUUUGUUAAUGAUUUGGAAUCCAGUGACCAGCAUCCCUGAAGACCCAAAGGCAUCGCAUGUACCCGUCUUUCCUUCCGACAUCUUCCACAAUAAAACUAUCAUCACAGACCAUCACCACCUUGAGGAUGAACUGAAGCAUGAGAUUGGGGAUAUAAACUUGGAUAACGUCUCUGAAGAUGAACUGGAGUUCUAUUACUUCACUGUGCAUGACUUUGACCACAACAAACUCCUGGAUGGGCUGGAGAUAAUGGCUGCGCUACAGGACUCCCUUGAGCAUUAUCUUGGGGACGCAUUUAGCAAGGAGGAUAAAAUGAAACACUAUAUAGCUAUGACAGAUGAAGUUCUGCAGGAAGAUGAUUUGGACAAAGAUGGCUUUUUAACAUUUGUGGAGUACAUGCACUCUCAGAAGCGAACUGCCAGCCCCACCACCAUUCUGGACAAGAACGCCAAGGACAAGACGGGCUCCAAGAAGAGCGACUGAUGAUUUGCACCAAAUUCAAUUUCAAUGUGGUUGUUCAUUUUCCAAACAUUUUUGUUAGUUCAGUUGUUAUCAGAUUGUAAAAAUAAAUACUUUUUUCAAUGGC
This is a messenger RNA of Xenopus laevis (African clawed frog), 738 nucleotides long. Its product is annotated as multiple coagulation factor deficiency protein 2 homolog. NCBI's taxonomy places the organism in Eukaryota, Metazoa, Chordata, Amphibia, Anura, Pipidae. The record is from RefSeq and is a predicted model, not a curated record. The transcript is spliced from 4 exons. The coding region runs from base 114 to 635 and encodes 173 amino acids.